AUGUACACAAGUUGGAGCUGGAAAAUAUGGAGCACAUUUGGUGUUUUAUUGCGUUUAUUAUUUGUAGAUAUUCCUAGUGAUAUUUAUAGAUUUUUAAAUUUGCGUCAAAAAGUUGGUAAUCUUUGAUCUACAUAGUAAUAAUUCAAAACACAAUAAAUAUUUUCAGGAUGUUCAAGGCCAAGUUAUAGUUAUAACUGGGGCCGGAUCAGGUCUAGGUAGAGCGAUGUCCUUGAAUUUCGCUCGCCGAAAAGCAAAAGUCGCACUAAUUGAUGUAAAUAAGGUUAGCUAAUAUAAUAAUUUUUGUAACAAGUUACAGUAAUUACAGGAAGGCGGUAAAGAAACCGAGACACUGAUUCAUCAAGAGGGUAAUUGUGCAAAAUUCUGGUUUUCUGAUAUUAGCGAUGUUGAGGGAAUGAGAAAAGUUGCUGGAGAGAUUGAAAAAGAGUUAGGUAUUCCUGAUAUUGUUGUUUGUAAUGCGGCUAUUUUAUCGUUCACAAGUUUUAUGGAAAUAUCGGAUAACUUGUUGAGAAAAUGCCUAGAUGUCAAUAUUUUUGGAACUAUUAACGUGAGUUUGAAUUUUUGGAGAAAAAUUCAUAUAAAAAACAAAAAACAAAAUAAUAUUCAGACAAUCCGAACAUUUCUUGGGAAAAUGGAAGAAACUAAUUCUGGUCAUAUUGUUUGUGUGAGCUCUAUUGCUGGCUGGUCUGGAGAAACUAUGGGAUUAUCUUAUUGGUGGGUAAUAUGCUGUUAGACUUGAAAGUAGUUCGUGAGAAAUUUGUUAAAUUUGAAAGUGGGAAACUUCAAUUUUAAUCUACUCGAAAAUAAAACCUAUCAACAUUCUUCACAUUUCGAUAAAAGUAUUGGUCCGAAUUUUUUCUAGAAACUUACGUAUGUCGGAAAUUUAAAAACAAAUUAAUCUGAAAUACUUUGGUUUUUUCAAAAAUCUCAACAAAGCAAAACCAAACUCUAAACAUUUUAGCACCAGUAAAUUUGCAAUCCGAGGUGUCAUGGAAUCUCUGCAAAUGGAACUUCGAGACCGCGGUCUUGAAGGUAUCAAAUGCACAACUCUUUAUCCAUAUUUUGCAAGAACCCCAAUGAUUCUUGAAAACAAUAUGCGUCCAACAUGCACUUGGUUUCCUUUUAUGAGUAUCGAAUCUUGUUCAAGGCGUAUGGUUGAUAGUAUCUUGAAGGAAAAAAUCAAUGCGUUUGUGCCCUCAUAUAUUGCCCUAGUGCCAUUUGUAAAAAAGUGAGUUUAUCUUCAGUCAGCAGACUACAUUGUAGUUCUGAUGUGAUAUUAUGUUAUGUUAUCAAACAGUCCUUGACAGUUCUGAUUUUCUCAAAACAAUUAUAAUAUUCUUCUUUUUUUUUCUUCUGAAUAACAAAAUAUUGUGUACAAACAAACAAGUAGAUGCAACAAAAACUGUUCUAUAUUUCUCUGCGUCUCUCUUGAUUUUAUCUAUUCUCGGCCGAAUUUCUUGUCUAUUUCCUUUUUUCUUGUUGUUUUUAUAUAAAAACUUCGGAUUUAUUUCAGUUUUUGUUCAAAUCAAGUGCUUCGCUCACUUCGAAACUACCUUGGUAUCAAAUAUACACCAACUGAUCCAAGUUUUUGUAAGCUGAAAUUGAUCGAGAUGGCAGAUUAUUUUAGAAGCCCGAAUUUUGUUUGGUAUAUGAUUAUUGUUCCAGCGUUGGUCAUCAAUUAUGUGAGUUUCAAAAGAAAAAGUAGAUCAGAGCUUAUCCAGAAGUUGAAAGGUGUUUUGAAAGUUAGUUAGUUCAGCAAAAAUAAUUAAACAAAUGAAAAAUCGAUGUUAUUGCAAAAAUUAACAUUACCAGGCCAACCGCAAACCUCACAAGACGGCUUCAAAAAUAAAAAAAAAUUCCAGUUAGCCUAUGCUUCACCGAAACUCCUCCAACCAAUCCCAGUAAUUGGUCCAAUCGCUGCCAACAUUGGAAUCAAUCACCAUGGUGUUACAGUCGUUACCAAUAUCCUCGCUCUAGUUGCACAUAUUGGUGAAGCAGUCUACGCUUUAGUUCUCUGCAAUCGCGCCAAUUUAAGGUAGGUAAAUUGAAUUGACAAGUUGACCUUUUUUUAAUCCAAGAACAUUUUUUUUCAAAAAAUCACGUAAUCUUCAGCUUCGCCAGUUCAGCCAAAUGGUUCUUGCAAACAUUCAUUCUCGGUUUUCCAUCUCUCUCAAUUCUCUCCAACUACGCGUCAAUGCAGAAAAAAAGCCACUAA
Messenger RNA from Caenorhabditis angaria, 2233 nucleotides. NCBI's taxonomy places the organism in Eukaryota, Metazoa, Nematoda, Chromadorea, Rhabditida, Rhabditidae. The record is from the annotation of a GenBank genome assembly.